AUGUCAGACGCAUCAGUGGAUCAGUCGCCUCUGUCACCGCAGGCUUACACGGUCGGGUUGAUCACAGCCUUACCGGUCGAAUACGCAGCCGUCGUGGAAAUGCUGGACGACAGGCAUCAGUCACCAGAAAUCCAAGGAGAGGUCAACGUGCAAUAUACCAGUGGUCGAAUCCAUAGUCACAAUGUAGUAAUCGCUUGCCUCCCGGCUGGUGAGCCCGGUCUUACCUCUGCCACCACUGUCGCUACUGAAAUGACCAGCCAUUUUCCGAACAUCAAAUAUCGUCUCCUCGUCGGGAUCGGGGGUGGAAUUCCAGGCGAUAUCGACAUCAGACUGGGAGAUGUUGUCGUAAGCCAACCCGGCCAUGGCCACGCCGGGGUGGUGCAAUUUGACCUGGGGAAGCGUCUGCCGAAUGGACGAUUUCAGCAAACGAGCCAUCUCAAUAAGCCACCAAGGCCUCUGCUGCAUGCUUUGUCCGAGGUUCAAAGAAGACAUAUGCUGGACGAAGGUUCAUUUUCGGAAUACAUAUCGCAGCUUGGGGAAAGGAGGGCCAAGUUCAGACGUGAGAAGGCCGGACCGGACUGCCUUUUCCCACCCGAUUAUCCCCACAAGAGAGGCAGCAAUUGUGACCGGUGUUCCAAGAAAAUGCUCAUAGUGACAGAGCCACGGCUAGAAGAGGAGCUGGUACAAGUUCACUAUGGCACGAUUGCGUCAUCAAACUCUCUUAUUAGAGACGGAGUCGAACGAGAUAAGAUCUACGAAGAUCUUGGCGGCAACAUCCUCUGUUUCGAGAUGGAAGCUGCUGGGCUGAUGAACAACUUCCCUUGCCUCGUGAUCCGGGGUAUCUGCGAUUAUGCAGAUUCACACAAAAACAAGAGGUGGCAGCCGUUUGCCGCAGCUACGGCAGCAGCAUAUGCAAAGGAGCUGCUCCAGGUGAUUUUAUCAAAGAAUGAAGCAGAAUCCGACGAGACCCCGGUUCCAUGGAUUUUACCAUUCAACCGAAACCCUCAUUUCACUGGCCGCUACAAGCUCCUAGAAAGACUCAAACUUUGUCUCAAUAACCCUCAACAUCAUCCAUCCAUUGCUAUCUACGGGAUUGGUGGCACUGGGAAAAGCGCUGCCGCUGUCGAAUUCGCCUAUCAAGCUCGCAAGGGCAAUCCAUCUCUAGCGGUCUUCUGGGUCUCUUCAUUUACCAAGGAGCGUUUCUUAGAAUCAUACCGCGAGAUCGCGCUGCAGCUUAAGGCUUCAAAAUCAGAUGAUUGUGAUGUCGAUGUGCUCAAACGAGUUCGAAAGAAGUUGAGCGAGGAAACCAAGCGCAGAUGGCUCAUAGUAGUCGACAACGUGGACGAAAGCUCUGUCCUCUUUGAUGCUAAUGACGGUGGCGAUCGGCUAUACGAUUAUCUCCCCCAGAGUGCGCAAGGGAUUAUCCUCUUCACCACCCGAACCCGCAAGAUCGCUGUCGAUGUGGCUCCUCAUGAUGCUUGGCCGCUUGGUGAGAUGGAUUGUUGCGAGGGAAAACAGCUGUUGCGGAAACUUUUCGGAAAUGAACAAAACCUAACAGACAACGGUCUAGACAGAUUCCUAGAGAUGGUCAUAUCCCACCCCCUCGCUAUUAUCCAGGCUAUCGCGUUCAUCAGAAAAAACGGCAUCUCCCUAGAACGCUAUAUGGAGCUGUUCGAAAAGAGCCGCAGUUCGCAGACUGAGCUAUUGCGGGAAGAUUUCAAUGACCCCAACAGAGACAGGGAAUCGAGAAACGCUGUUUUCCUCACGUGGAAGAUUUCCUUUAUGCGGAUAGAAGACGAGGACAAGGUUGCAGCUUUUUACCUCGGCUUCUUGGCUUGCAUUGCACCGCAAAACAUCCCGCGAGCGAUUUUCCUGUCCGCGGAAUCAGACAUCAUCACGGAGAAAGCUCUUGGCACAUUAAAAGCAUAUUCAUUUUUGAGCAAGCGAACUGAAGGCGAUAUUUACGACGUUCAUCCCCUGAUUCCGGGUAUCGUGCAAGAACAUCUAAGAGAAAGUGGCAGAUGGCGCGCAAUCACGGUUCUUACUAUUCUCUGGUUAAGAUGCUUGAUACCAGACGGAGGCUAUGAGCAUUUGAAAGAAUAUCCGGCGUUUCUUCCCCAUGGGAAGGCGAUUGCAGAUAUUCCGGACUUAAUGAACGAGCCGGAUGUGCUAUUCUUGCUUCGGAACGUUGGCCAAUGUUACAACAGUCUCGGACGAGGCGCAAUCGCGAUUCAAAUAUUCGAAGACGCUCUUGAACGCUUCAAACGGCUGUUUGGGCCAAAUGACCUGCAAACCCUUCAUACUAUGCAUCUUUUGGGGAAAUCAUAUCAAACACACAAGAGUUAUAAUGAGGCGGCGCGUACACUCGAGGAGCUGUUGAUAUUAGAGAAGGAAGCCAUUGGUGAUGAAGAUCCUCGAACACUCGUCACUCGAUCCACCCUGGCAUCGGUAUACCAGUCUCAAGGCAAAUGGCAGGAGGCUAAAAGAUUAUACUUGCAGGUGAUGGAGUCAAGGAAGCGAGUGCUCGGUGAGGAUCAUCCCGAUGUCCGACAUAGCGAAAUGGAUCUAGCUUUGUUAUACCGGGAUCAAGAUCGAUGGGCUGAAGCUGAAACAUUGUUGUUGCGGGCCCUUGGACGAGCAUCAUUAAGCCCUAGGAAUGAUUUCAACAAUGUCAUUUUUAUUAAGUCUCAAUUGGCAUUCAUAUACCAAUGCGAAGGCCGAUGGAAGGAGGCCGAGGAGAUUGGAUCAGAAUUGGUCACUGCUUCAAAGCAAAUUCUCGGCGAAGAUCAUCCGGACACCCUGGAGAUUCUUGCUAGCAUGUCAGGAAUCUAUCAAGGACAAAAUCGGUGGAUCGAAGCCGAAGAAAUACUGUUACGGGUAAUCGAAACUAGGAGAAACAUCCUCGGUGAUGAGCAUCCCGAUGUCCUGGCUGCGCAGACAAAUCUUGGUCUAGUAUAUCAGAAACAAGGGGAACUACAAAAGGCCGAAGACCUACAAGUCAAAUUGAUCGCAGUCAUGAGAAAUGUAUUCGACAAUGACGAACUUGAUCUCUUGGUCGCUCAGGGAAAUCUGGCAUUCACAUAUCACAGACAAGAAAGGUGGGUGGAUGCGGAGAAGCUACUCCUAGAGUUGGUAAAAGUCAUGAGUCAAACACUAGGUGACGAACAUUCAGAAACCUUGAAAGUGAAGAUGAGCUUAUCCUUCACAUAUCGAAGCCUGCAGCUGUUGGAGAAAGCUGAGGAGCUGCAAAUGGAGGUGGUGCGUACCAGACGGCGAGUGCUUGGAGACACUCAUCCUUGUACCCUCGAAAGCAUGCACAGCCUUGCUCUGACUUUAAUGAGCUCCCGUCGUUUCAGUGAAGCUAUGGAGCUCGUGGGACUAGCUCGUGUCAGUUCUAGUGAGCGAUAUCUUCCUGAGGACCAGCCCGUUUUCACGAUUCGAUGUUGGGACUAUGCUGAGGAGUCACUCUGGAAACACGCCAUCAAUCAAGGCUUGUUUGCGUUUUUAAUUGACUCCAAUGUUAUCAAUAUUGAAGAUGCCUCGGUUAUAUCAAGAUGCUAG
Molecule: messenger RNA, 3561 nt
Organism: Clonostachys byssicola
Lineage: Eukaryota; Fungi; Ascomycota; Sordariomycetes; Hypocreales; Bionectriaceae
Source: the annotation of a GenBank genome assembly